CCCAAGCGUCCGAGAAUAGCCGCCAAAUCAUUCGAGAACUGAACGCAGAAGUAAAGAACGGACACCUCAUCCAGCGACGGCUGGGACGCUUGAUUGCCUCCGGACCCGCGCCCGUCCGCCCCUUCUCUCCUGCGAUACGAUUCUUCCCAGCUCUCCGGCCCUUCGACCCCCUUCCCUUCAGUGCAUUCUGCCUGCUGCCGUUCCUGUUAUUUGUAUCAGAUUGAUAACAUAUUUGGAAUAAAAGGUUUGAUCAAUGCUCCUGUGGUAUUCAAUCAUCUAAUUAUGUAGGUCCAAAGUUGGCGGGUGUGUACUUCUCCUAAAAUAAAUGUUCUAUUGCGACAUUUGAGGGGUUUCUUGAACAAUGCUAGUGAGGCGUGCAUCUUGGAGCUAUGUGUCUUCUUCCCGCAGCUUCUCUUCGUUCAAGUCUACCAAUUUUCUCAAGUGUGGGGAUGUUCUUAAGCAAGCUCAGGUAUUUACAGAUGAAGAUGUGCUUGCUUACUCUAGAAUGAGCCACGACACAAACCCUUUGCAUUUUGACCCUGAAUGGGCUAAGGCUGCUGGAUUCAAAGACAGGGUUGUUCCUGGAAUGCUCAUCGCCUCCUUAUUUCCCAGAACCAUUGCUUCAAAUUUCGAGCUGUAUAUGUUUCUCAAACAUUACACUUCAAGCUACCAGUGUACAUCGGAGAGGAGAUAGUUGGCGAAAUAUGUACAACAAAUAUCAAGGAUCUGAAAACCAAACAUGUGGCCAAAUUCUCCACAAAAUGCUUCAAACACGAUGGCUCUCUGGUUAUUGAUGGCGAGGCAACAGCUAUUUUGAGGAAUCUGAAGGCAGAGCAAGUGUAAUUGGUGCAGUAUUUAAUUGAAAUUAGGUGGUGAUUUGUAGAACAUAGCCAUUAUCGAUUAAUAUAGUACUCCCUCCGAUUCAAAAACAAGUUCCACUUCACUAUUCAUUGGUCAACUUAAGUCACUCCUAAUCAUUUAUUAUAUAUAUCAAAUUUUUAUUAAAUUGAAAUUUUCUUGAUCAGGUUUUGUAGCGGUUUUAAUGUAGUUUCUUAAUAUGUAAAUUUUAUUUACUAAAAAUAAUCCAAGUGUGAACAGGGGUCGAGUUGCUUUAUCGUCAGUCAAGCAUCGUAAACCGAACUGGAACUUAAUUUUGAAUCGGAGGGAGUAACAAAAUUGAAGUUUAAACUAUGAAGAAAUUCAGUACUUUAAAAGGAGUGCACAUCAUCUUUCUUGUCCAGCAGUUACGCUUGUACUCCGUAUUAAUUUGCCACAUAAAAUUCAAUAUGCUGGCUUUUUUUUUUAAUUUUAAAAUAAGGCCCACAUUGUGUAUGUGAGAAGGAAAUCUUAAUCCUCAACGUAACAAUAAUGUAAAAAACCUGAAGUCUAU
Messenger RNA from Cuscuta epithymum, 1390 nucleotides. The record is from the annotation of a GenBank genome assembly. NCBI's taxonomy places the organism in Eukaryota, Viridiplantae, Streptophyta, Magnoliopsida, Solanales, Convolvulaceae.